AAUCAAGAACUAGUGAAAAACGUAUACAUACGGGGGAACCUGAGCUCCUGAUUCUGUGCUUGGAUACAAUGUCUCGACUUUUCACAGUCUCUGUGCCCAAUCCCAGCGUGAUUUCUUAAUUAUGACGUUUUUAGGUUUUAGUUCCCAGUGCUAACUGUACUCCUGAGCCAAGAUUUCACGUUCUACCCUUUCAGGGAACUUCGUGGACAUUCACAUCAAAAGCGGGGGCUGUGAAGACCCCAAACGAACUAAAAACACAUGUGGUUUCGCUUACAUCGAGGUGAAUGGAAUGGACCUCUCUCCUCGCGGCAGGGGAUGCAACGUUGUAGUUGUUGAUGGCAGAACAGGAGGAGUUCUCGAAAGGAAAACAUUUGAUACACAUUGGAGCCCCUCUGCUGGUGAUCAUCUUAAAGAAUAUCUCGACAGCCUCAACGGAAAUAAGAUCGUUUUGGUGGCUUUUCAAGAUGAAGGUUCAACUUACGUAAGAAAAGCGCUUAUGCCUCUCAAGAGACUGGGCGCUACCGAGCCUGUAUUACCGGACUAUAAAGGAUCCUUUGCGCUAGUUGGAUACGCAGGAGAAAACAAACCAUCGUGGGUUGAAGAAAAAAUUGCCAAGAGAGGUCUGGGACCAAGUGAGAUAUCUCUGAAGAUUCAGUUAACCAACCCAGUACCCCAGCCCCAUCCAGCUAUCACCUUUUUUCCUGAUUAUGGUAUUGGUUUGUUUUUCUCUAUUUGUUGCGUUUUUGGUUUUUUUUAUUGUUUUGUGCAAUGGGCAAAGAGUUAGAGUUACCUGUGUGACAACAUGAAAAUAGCAAAAGGAGGAGGCAAUCACGGGUAGUCACAACGAGAUAACAUGAAAAGAUAUCUUUCAAAGUUAACCAUGAUGCAUCUUAAAAUGAAACAAAUUGCAACAAUUUAAUUUAGUAAAUACACCAUUAGCUGAUAAAAUACUUUCAUAAGAGCGUACAAAAAAGCGGUGGGGAGGAUAAACUGAUAACGGUGAGUCCGUUCAAACAUUAACACCUAGAGCGCUGGACGAAUAUACACAACAAUGAUAAAGCCUCUUUUACAAAUGAUUAACGCCAAAACACGUUUGCUUGGUCAGAGACACGCCAGUGUCAAAUUAGAAACCUGGAAUAACGAAGUUACAGAGACUAAUCUAACGCAGUUGAUAAUAUUUUGAAGAAAAAGGCUUGUUUAUUUGUGUUUGAUUACCUUUAAGGCAAUGUCGGUUGUCCCCUUAAGAAUUAAUUCAAUUUUUUAGCACACGAUUUUAAUACGAGGAAUAAUGGGGUCAUCGUUGUUCUCCCGUAAGUGAAACUUCACUAUUCUCUCAAAAGUUUUAAUUUUUUGAGCACUUUAUCAUU
Pocillopora verrucosa is the source of this 1367-nucleotide messenger RNA. The record is from RefSeq and is a predicted model, not a curated record. Lineage: Eukaryota; Metazoa; Cnidaria; Anthozoa; Scleractinia; Pocilloporidae.